AUGGAGACCUUCACCAUCCACGACAUGCUGCUCAACAGCACGGACAUUUACAGACUGCUGUGCGGAAUCGCCUUCGGGAACUUCUCAGACUGUGAGAGCCCCAGCCCCACAGGCCACCCCGGCUUGACCCGAGAGCCUAAAGAUAUAAACCAGACAGUCCGCAUCAUCCUCUACAGCCUCAUCUUCCUCUUGGGUGUCCUGGGCAACAGUCUUAUUAUCACAGUGCUAGUACGGAACCGUCGCAUGCGUACAGUCACCAACCUCUUCCUGCUGUCUCUGGCAGUCAGUGACCUGAUGCUGUGUGUCUUCUGCAUGCCCUUCACCCUAAUCCCCAACCUGAUGGAGAACUUUGUCUUUGGCAGUGGCAUCUGUAAAACAGCCACAUACUUCAUGGGUAUAUCAGUAAGCGUAUCUACCUUCAACCUGGUGGCCAUCUCUCUGGAGCGUUACAGCGCUAUCUGCAAUCCGUUAACGUCCCGUACGUGGCAGACCAAGUCCCACGCUGCCAAGGUCAUCACCGCCACCUGGCUCUUCUCCUUCCUCCUCAUGCUGCCCUACCCCAUCUCCAGCAACCUGGUACCUUACCGCCGCAACAACAACACCACCGGCAACAUGUGCCGUCCAGACUGGCCCAGUGACAUCAUACAGCAGUCAUGGUAUGUGUUCCUUUUAUUGAUUCUCUUUUUGGUGCCGGGAAUUGUGAUGAUGACAGCUUACGGUCUCAUCUCUGUCGAGCUCUACAGAGGAAUCAAGUUUGAAAUGGCUAACAGGAGGUCAAACCGAGAUCGAGAGAGCAGCACUGGAAGCCUGAAGGCCACUGACGGUGAUGGCUGCUACCUUCAGCCCUCCAAAAAGAAGCGCUCUGAAACCGUGGAACAGCACCAAGCCCUGACGGUCACUUCCAGCAACCCCAAAACCAAGCUGAGUCGCGUCUGCAGCAACAGCCCCACAGCCAAUCUGAUGGCCAAGAAGAGGGUCAUCCGCAUGCUGCUGGUCAUUGUGGUUCUCUUCUUCCUUUGCUGGAUGCCGGUCUUUGUGGUCAACGCCUGGCGGGCCUUCGACAAGCGCAUGGCUGACCGGCUUUUGUCAGGGGCGCCCAUUUCUUUCAUCCACCUGCUGUCCUACACCUCAGCCUGCGUUAACCCCAUCAUCUACUGCUUCAUGAACAAAAGCUUCCGCCAGGGCAUGCUGGCCACCUUUACCUGCUGCACGUGUGAGCCAGACAGCGAGGGCAGGGGCAGCAGCCGCCUCAGCGGAGGAGGAGUGGGGCUCGGUGCUCUAGCGUGUGGAGGAGGCUUCAGGCAGGAAAGUGGAAACGCACACUCCAGUGGAACACUGACCAGACUAACGUACACCAGCGUACGUGGGUCUGCACAGGCAUAGGCCAGUGGAAGAGACAGGACGAAGAACGUACUGACUGUCGGUUCCUGAAUUGGUCAGCUUAGAGGAACCUCGUUCCCUGCAGCAUGCAGUACAGUGCAAAAGUCUUAGGUCACCUAAAUAAAUACAUUUAUCUGGGCAGCAAGCACUUAUUUGCUCGCAAAAACAUAAUAAAUUAGAAUAGAAAUUAGAAUAAAUAGAAAUAAACAGUAUGUAGUGCAUCUGUGUGCCAGCAUGUUAGCUUAGCUGUAUCAAAACGUCUCCUUGAGGCAACCCGGUAUUUACAUUCAGUACCUGUAUGGGCUAAACAGUACAGCACUGUGUUCAAAUCAGGAGUGCUGAUGGUAUAAACCCAUGCAAUAACUGGGAGUAGAGCUGCAUAAUAUGGACAAAAUAUAAUAUUUUGAUUAAAUUAGCCAUUUACUGUAAUUGCAGUCUGCUUUGCAGUAUAUUUAAACAUUGUUGGUCCAAUGGUUAACCAGUUGGUGAGUAGUACUUUUGGCCAAAAUGAUUUCCUUUUUUGGGCCUUGAUUUAUCAAGACAUCCACAGAAAUUCAUCUGUAAUAUCUAAUAUUAGUCAUAAUGCUCAUAGCACUUAGAUUUUUAAAGACUCAAACGCAUAUUAAACUGUACUGUGCAAAAGUCAGAGACCAAAGUUCAGUCUUAGAAGUUGGUUGCAUUCACUGCUUUUCACGAUCCAAGUAAACCAAACCCAUUUAGUGAUGUUGAGUUCUGGACUCUGGGAUGGCCAGUCCAUUAUUCUGAUGACACGAGAAGCUUUUUAGUUAGAUUAGAAUCGAUUAGAUUAAAAUAUUUUCUUUUUUUAUGAAAAAAUAAGUGAACAAUUUUCUCCUUUCUCUGAAAGAUGAAAGCUUUAAGUACUGUUUCUGAUUGGGAUCAUUUUAGUCCACCAAGUCUUGCGGUUAGGAGUUCCAUUUUAUCUUUUAAUGACUUUUUUAACUCCAGUUUUGGAAACUCCUGCUUUUUAACCUAAGUUUCCUUUGACAUUUCACUUCCUAAUGCAAAUGGGUUAUCUUAUAUCUAAUCUCCUCAGUAAUAUCUCCAGAAAAAUGAAUAACGUCAUGGAAAUUAAAUAAAUGAAGGUUGGUCUCUGGCAUUUGCACAGCACUGUAGAUUUCUGUGGUAUCAGCAGUAGCUGAGGUGAAUCAAGCUAAAGAGGAACCAAACCUUUGUCCUCUGCAUCUCACAAGAUACAAAUAAUAUUUUUGAAAACAAUACAUACUUGUUAUGUACCUAUUAAUGCUUUAUUUGUAUUAACCCUAAUGUUAUAUAGUGCUCUUCCGAGUAAAACACACUGGCUUCACAGAUAAAUACUUCUAAACAAUUUUCUUGGCUCGUCUUAGACUUUUACACAGUACUAUAUAUCCAAAGACUAUGACGUUCAAUCCAGGCAGCUCUACAGUGUUUGAAGACUUCCAGUAAGUUUGGACAUUGAACAUGGAUGUGAAUCUUCCUUCAAAACGGAGACCAGGCUGUUGACUGACGGCUGAAUAGCUAAGCAUGGUUGUACAGCUCGUGAUAAGUGAGACAGGCGUAAGUGCGCAUGCACCGGUUGGCAGGGACAUUGAAAGAUCGAUGCUAGACAGAGUCCAGUGUUUAACUUUGGGUGCAAAUCAUGGUCCAAUAAACACACGCAUCAAAUGGAGCAUGAUUGUGGAUGGCUUGAGAGGGUCUCGAGUCUGCAUUAGGGCACUGACUCAUACGGGACGCUUACAUAAGACAAAGGAGUUUAUGGACUGUCUCUGGCCCCGUCUGCAUCUUUCCAGUCGUGUGGCCCACCUCCAGUUCUCCGGCUAGAAACAAAUGCUUAUAGAAUAUACACUUUAACACAUUUGUUCAUACAUUUUCAGUGGACUAUAAUGAAUAUAUAGAAUGCAAAGUGACAGCCAAUCAACUUUUCCAAAUGUAGCUGAUUAGCAAAGAUUACCUGAGACAUGCUUCAGAGGUUUGCUUCUUUAGUUCAGCAGUUUUUCAGUAUUUUUCAUAUGCAAAAGUUUUCGUGACCUGGUCAAUUGACAUGCUUUGUUGAUUGAAAAUAAGUUAAAACAUCCUCUGCAGA
Molecule: messenger RNA, 3460 nt
Organism: Colossoma macropomum (tambaqui)
Lineage: Eukaryota; Metazoa; Chordata; Actinopteri; Characiformes; Serrasalmidae
Gene: cckar
Product: cholecystokinin A receptor
Exons: 5
Coding region: 1-1383 (460 amino acids)
Biological process (GO): neuropeptide signaling pathway
Cellular component (GO): membrane
Molecular function (GO): gastrin receptor activity; neuropeptide receptor activity
Source: RefSeq, a predicted model, not a curated record